AUGACCCUGGAACCAGAGCAUGUUUCGAGCAUUCCAAAAACUUUCAAGCUUCUCAAGGUGUUGGAGAUUCAAUCUCUCAUCUUCACUCGUUUCCCUGUCGACCUUUGCAAUCUUGUUCUUUUAAAAUAUAUCUCGAUAUCCACCAACUUUCCAACUCUUCCUUCAUCAUUAUCUGCCUUAUGGAACCUGCAAACUCUGAUAGUAAGUACCACUUGUCGCACUUUGGACAUUAAGGCAGACCUAUGGAAAAUGCCACAUUUCAGACAUUUGCAUACCAAAGUAGCCACCACUCUGACACUGUGCACCAUUUCAACUGAAAGUUGCAAAAAAGAAAUUUUCGAUCAAACUCCCAACCUUAGGAAAUUGGGAAUAUGUGGGAGGUUAACCAACCUCUUUGAAGUAAAUGGUGAAUCUAGUUUACUCCCACAACUUUACGAACUAGAAUCGUUGACACUACUGAAUGAUGGCAAAAGCUGCAAGCUCCCUAGGCUUCCUUCAAAGAGCAGCUUUCCUCCAUGGCUAAGGAAGCUCACCCUGGUGAACACGUUAUUGGAUUGGAAAGAGAUGCAUAGGUUAGGGGAGCUAAAAAGACUUGAAGUUCUCAAGUUAAAAGAUGAUGCAUUUCAAGGGAAAUUGUGGCAGACUGAAAAAGGAGGUUUUUACAGUCUCAAACAUUUGUACAUUGGUCAGUGUGAUUUGGUGGUUUGGGAAGCUUCAGCAGAUGAUUUCCCCGUAUUAAAGAGUCUCCAUUUAAAUGGCUGUGAUAAGCUUCAGGCUAUUCCACAUGGUUUGGCGGACAUAUCAACUCUUGAAUUGGUGGUUCUUCACUGCACCAAUCCUCAAGUGGCUUCCUCUGCCAGGAAACUUCAGAUUCUAAGGCUUGAACAAGGCAAAAAAGGCAAUAAAAGCCCCAACUCCUUCAAAGUCUCUAUUUAUCCUCCAGAGCAUUAAUCUUUCCAGCACCCAGAACCGGUGCACUUCUCUAACAGAAGAAAGAGAAGCACCAAGAUGACUUGCGAAGAAGACGAAGAGCACGUCCCCGUGAAAGUUAGUACCGUUGGUUCUGCUGAUGUGCAUGUUUUAUUCCCCUGGUUGAAGUAAUAAUUUUGAGGCUGACUAAUCAUGUGUUCCAUCCUCCUACCUGCUAUUUUGAUGAACAAUUCUGCAUUUUCAUUUCUCUCUUAUGGUGAGACGAUAAAUGUUGGCUUUUGUUGUAUAUGUCAUUUUGCAUUUUCAGUUUUCUCGACGUCCGCUGGACACAUCCAGCUGGUGGUACUUUUCUAUCCAUAUACAUACAGUUUGAUGUGAUUCAAAUAAUUCUCAAAGAAUUCAAGACUUUCAGAAGAUCAGUGUUGGGAAUCCUUCAAUUUUCAGCUUUAAGUAAUUAAGUUGUUUGGUCACUAUGUUGUUUUUUUGCUUA
Oldenlandia corymbosa var. corymbosa is the source of this 1420-nucleotide messenger RNA. The record is from the annotation of a GenBank genome assembly. NCBI's taxonomy places the organism in Eukaryota, Viridiplantae, Streptophyta, Magnoliopsida, Gentianales, Rubiaceae.